AUGACCAGCAUGGGAACUAAUGAAACAGUAAAGCGGAGUUUGACGGCUUCGCCGCAGCCCAAGAGGCUUAAGAAACCCAAGUUGAGGAAGUACAAGGCAAAAAAAGUAGAUGAAACUUCACCGCUGGGUGUUUUGCAACUGGAGAUUGAAGAAAUAGUGAAAGAGCACGGUUGGGAUCGGAGUAUUAUCCAGAACGACGUCAGCGCAAUCUUGAAUGACACUUCGAGAGAAGGGCCAGUGACCACAGCCUACCAUCGUGAAGUACAGGGAGUAGAAGUGCUCAAAAUCGUGUCCAAUGGUGACGGACUGGGUGUUAUUGAUAACCCCGUAGAAGAGGGAAAGAAGCAGGUGGUUGUGAUACCGUUUGGCCUUCCUGGAGACAUUGUUGAUAUCAAAGUUUUCAAGACUCAUCCACUUUAUGUUGAGAGUGAUUUGUUAAGUGUGACAAAGAAGAGUGAGAUGAGAAAAGAUGAAUUGAUCAACUGUAAAUAUUUCGGUAAAUGUUCUGGUUGCCAGUUCCAAUUCCUGCAAUACGAUGAUCAGUUGGAAUUGAAAAGAAAUACAAUUGUAAGAGCUUUUCAGCAUUUUGCUCCAAGGUUGUGCUCUGAAGGGUUACUCCCCGAGAUCGGCAAGACUAUUGGAUCACCUAUCGAUUACAACUAUAGAACAAAGCUGACACCUCAUUUUGAUGUCCCAAGGAAAGUGACCGAGAUGAAGACAAGACCACCUCUCGGCUUUGGCCAAAAGGGCCGUCCCAAAUGGAGACAAGAAACUUUAGAAGUAGGUGGCAAUGCAUCUAUCCUCGAUAUCGAAGAAUGCCCUAUUGGAACUCAAAUUGUCAACGUAGGAAUGCAUAAUGAAAGACAGCGGUUCGAGAAAGAUUUUCAAAAAUACAAGAAGGGUGCAACGAUUUUACUGAGAGAAAACACAAGUGUGCUCGAGUCAUCACAGGAAUUGAGCGAUGAACUGAUCAAAGAGGGCUCGAAAGAUUCCGAUGAUAAGACAUCAUAUUUCGAAAGCACAGACGAACAAAACAGCAAGAAAUUGGUCAAGACGUGUGUUACAAACACCAGGCAAGUAGUCACAGAGUACAUUGACGGUUUCACUUUCCAAUUCAGUGCUGGUGAAUUCUUCCAAAACAACAACUCAAUCCUACCUCUAGUUACCAAAUACGUGCGUGAAAACCUACAAAUACCGAACUCAAAGCCAGAGGAAGAACAUAACCUUGUCGAUGCGUACUGUGGCUCAGGACUCUUUAGUAUUUGCAGCUCCAAAGGAGUCACAAGAGUCAUUGGUGUCGAGAUCUCAGCAGACAGUGUCUCAUUUGCUGAAAGAAACGCGGAAGCCAACGGUGUCAAGAACUGUCGCUUCAUCGUCGGUAAGGCCGAGAGACUAUUUGAAUCGAUUGACACUCCAAGUGACAGAACCUCCGUUGUCCUGGAUCCACCAAGGAAAGGAUGUGACGAACCAUUCCUCAAGCAAUUAGCAGAAUAUCGUCCUGCCAAGAUCGUCUACAUCUCCUGCAACGUGCACUCCCAAGCAAGAGAUGUCGAGUAUUUUCUCAAAGAAACCCCCAACGGGAAAAAUUACAAAGUGGAGAGCCUCAGAGGUUUCGACUUUUUCCCACAAACCCAUCAUGUCGAAGGUGUAUGUGUCUUGACUAGAAUAUAG
Molecule: messenger RNA, 1671 nt
Organism: Torulaspora delbrueckii
Lineage: Eukaryota; Fungi; Ascomycota; Saccharomycetes; Saccharomycetales; Saccharomycetaceae
Gene: TRM2
Product: tRNA (uracil(54)-C(5))-methyltransferase
Exons: 1
Coding region: 1-1671 (556 amino acids)
Biological process (GO): tRNA processing
Molecular function (GO): tRNA (uracil(54)-C5)-methyltransferase activity, S-adenosyl methionine-dependent
Source: RefSeq, a predicted model, not a curated record